AGGCUCUGCCCCUGCGGGCUGGUGACGCUGUCUCUCCCCCAGGACUACGUGGAUGCGCUCAAGGGGCUCUGUUAUGACGGCAUGGAGGGGCUGCUCUUCCUGCUGCUCUUCUCCCUCCUCUCGGCCCUCGCCUUCACCACGGCCGUCUGCAGCCUGCCCCGCGCCUGGGAGAGGUUCCACAGCAGGGACGCGGAGUAUGAGGACACGGAGGACGACGACCCCUUCACCCCUCAGGCACGUAGCCCCCCGCCCCGCUCCAGCCUGCGCCUCUCAGCCCCACCCAUUUCCAACGCCCCCGUCUCACAGUACAUGUGAGUAGCCCCCCCCUUCCCCCCCAUGGACUGCAGCCAGGGCCCGGCGGGUGCUGGGCAUCCAUCCCUCGCUCCCCACCCUGUGUCUGUCUGUCCCACCCCACCAGCCAGCUGGCCCUGCUGUGGUUCUCUGUCCCCACUGCAUCCGUCUCUCCGUUUGUCCGUCCAACCACCCAUCCAUCCCCAUUACACCCCCAUCCAUCCAUCCCCCCCCAGGUACCCCUCCCUCUGUUCCCUCUCUCCCUCAUUCUCGAAUCUAUCGCUUUUCUUCCCCAGCCGUCCCACCGGCCCCUUCCCCACCGGCCCCUGCAACAGCUCUGGCUCAGCUGCGCCGGCACUCGCCAGACCCCGUCCUGCCUGGGACUUAGGGGUCAGGUGCCCUGGUGCUGAGCUGGGCCUGGCGCUGAUGGGUGCCUCCUCCAUAUUGCCCCCUAUCCUGCCUUGAUGGAUGGGGCGGGGGGCAGUCCAGGAGACCCUCCCCAACCAUCAGUGGGCCCCAACCUCCCAUAUGCACCCCUCCAGCCAAUCUCUGUCCCUCUCUGCUAUUAAAGCUAUCCCCCGAGCCACCACUGAGGGGCAUAUGGCAACCGCCCCCCAACACACUCUCCUGUUGUUUCUGGGUUUACUCUGCCCAGAACUCAAGGGUUAAUUAUAACAAUAUCAGCUAGUGGGGGAUGGGCCUCUAGGUCUGUUCAGACCAAAUCAGACCCAUGGGCCCCUCUAGCCCGGUAUCCCGGCUGCUGCCCUGCGACAGAGCCAUGGACCCCUCUAGCCCGGUAUCCCGGCUGCUGCCCUGUCAGAGUCAUGGGCCCUUCUAGCCCAGUAUCCCGGCUGCUGCCCCGCAACAGAGCCACGGGCCCCUCUAGCCCAGUAUCCUGGCUGCUGCCCUGGUUCAGACCCAUGGGCCCCUCUAGCCCGGUAUCCCGGCUGCUGCCCUGGUUCAGACCCAUGGGCCCCUCUAGCCUGGUAUCCCGGCUGCUGCCCUGCGACAGAGCCAUGGGCCCCUCUAGCCCGGUAUCCUGGCUGCUGCCCUGGUUCAGACCUAUGGGCCCCUCUAGCCCGGUAUCCCGGCUGCU
Chelonoidis abingdonii (Abingdon island giant tortoise) is the source of this 1387-nucleotide messenger RNA. Its product is annotated as protein tweety homolog 1-A-like. Lineage: Eukaryota; Metazoa; Chordata; Testudines; Testudinidae. The record is from RefSeq and is a predicted model, not a curated record. Gene Ontology annotation, molecular function: volume-sensitive chloride channel activity; intracellularly calcium-gated chloride channel activity. Gene Ontology annotation, cellular component: smooth endoplasmic reticulum membrane; plasma membrane.